Sclerotinia trifoliorum is the source of this 1788-nucleotide messenger RNA. Lineage: Eukaryota; Fungi; Ascomycota; Leotiomycetes; Helotiales; Sclerotiniaceae. The record is from the annotation of a GenBank genome assembly.
CUCAACUUAGGAAAUCUCCGUUUAGCACAGCCUAUAUGAUAUGCUGAAUCAGUGAUGGACCCUGGAAUAGCAUACCACAGAUUUUGGACAUUCAGGUCAACAUAAAUACAGUCUAUUCAACUAUUUGUUACUUUCAACACCUUCUACUUCUAUCUCUUCCUUCGUCAAUAUUUAAAACAGUCUCAAGAUGAGGUACAAUUUUGCCAUAAAGGGUCUCGCCGUCUGCUUCACCAGCGCCCUCGCAUUUCCUUCUCGCAUGUUUGAUACUGCUCAUUCAAUGAGUGAAGUAGAGAAACGUUCUCUUGCAAGUAUCACUGCCCAGAUCGAAGCUGGAAUCGAGAAGCGUGUAUCAACUACUCGCUCCUUUGGAUUCUCUGCAUCCGAUCAAUACAUGUCUAACUACGGUGAACAUGCGUUUGUUGCACCAGGGCCUAAUGAUUUACGUGGUCCCUGUCCUGGUUUAAAUACCAUGGCUAAUCAUAACUACAUCCCAUAUAAUGGAGUAGCGACUAUUUCACAAUUCGUCCAAGGAACCUAUGAUGGUAAGUUGCUAUUUCGCCAUGACAAUGGACAUCUUAUACUAACAAAGUAACAGUCUUCGGUAUGGGAGUUGAUCUUGGAGCCUUCCUUUCUAUAUAUGGCACGGUCUUUGACGGCGAGUUGGCGAGUUGGUCUAUUGGAGGACCUCCAUCUGCAAGCCCGCUGAGCUCGGUUGGACUUCUUGGUAAACAACAGGGAAUCUCUGGUUCACAUAAUAAAUAUGAGUGCGAUGUCUCACCUGCACGCGGAGACCUUUAUCAAUAGUAACUUGCGCUAUAUCAUAAAUUUGAGGGGGCGGGUGAUUAACAUUUACUAGUGGCAACGAUUACAAAUUAUUCAUGUCUCAAUUCGAAGAAAUGUACGCUUUGCCGCUGGGUCCAAACGGUUUCGGUUUAUCGGUCCUAACCCCUUUCCGCGCAACUCGUUUCCAACAAUCCAUUGACAACAAUCCAUAUUUCUUCGACGGGCCAUUCUCUGGAAUUGCUGUACAGCCUGCAGCGAAUACCUUUGUCUAUCAAUACAUGGCCAACAAAUCUUCCCAAUAUCCUGAGGGUUACCUCAAUGGUGAUGUCCUGAAGUCAUUCUAUUCCGUCACAAGAGAACGGAGUAGCUUUGUAUGGACAGAAGGGCACGAGAAGAUUCCUGAUAACUGGUACAAACGAGCUAUUGGCGACGAGUAUGGCCGUGUACCUUUCGUAGCCGAUGUAGUUGCCGCAGGUUUACAAAAUUUCGAGUUUUUCUCCAUUGGAGGAAACACCGGCACAGUCAAUUUCUUUACUGGUGUUGACUUCAAGAAUCUGACAGGUGUUGUAUAUGACGUUACCACUUUGGCGCAAGGAAUAAUGCUAUUUGUUUUGCAUUCCAGUUUGCUCAACAAGCUGCACCGGAUAUUCUUAAGGGUUUAUUCCAAAACACUUCUUCUGCUUUAAGUAAGCUAAAUUCUGCGGUUUCUAAAGUCUUGCCUCCUUUAAGCUGUCCUCAAUUGACUUCGGUUGAUACCUCCCGGUUCUCACAGUUUCCUGGUGCGGGUCUUUUUAGAUGAGAUUUGUGGUAAUGUGCCAACGAAGUUCGGCGACAUAGGCGUGAAGAUGAUUUCACUGAUUUUUCUGAGAUUGCCCUGUAUAUACAGUGACCGUGCACUGCUACUAGCCAUAGGCCCUUUUUCCAUCAAAACUCACUCUUUUCAUUUAUUAAUAUUAAAAGAACUUAAUAUUUUUCAAAGAAAUCCUUUAAUACAUUUAAAAAGAU